AUGAGGGCAUCCUCAAGGGCAAGCUCUGACAGCCCGUCAUCAAGCCGAGGGCGGAGGGAGAGGAGAUCCAAGCCCUCCAGGUCGCGUCGGUCACCCCGCUUCGUGUCGCGGUUGAAGGAGGACGCUAUCCCCAUCAGCCUCGAUGACAUGGACUCCCGCAUACGCGAGGUUUUCAUGAUGUUCGACAAGGAUGGCAGUGGCCAGCUUGACAUGGUGGAGCUCAGAGAUGUGCUCCGCACUUUGAACCCGAACUUCUCGCCGACCGAGGUGGCCUACUACUGCAAGUGGCUCGAUGGGUCAGGCAACGCUGACGGACUGAUCUCGCACAAGGAGUUCAUGGACUGGCUCAAGACUGGAAGCAAAGCAUCGGAGGACCUCCGCCGGAUCAUCAUCGCGGAGACCGGCUCCUCCGUCUCCGCGCGGCUCCGCGAGGUCUUCCGCCGCUUUGACAAGGACGGCAAUGGGAACUUGGACCUCGAAGAGAUGUCCCGGGUCUUUCGGGUCUUGAGCCCAUCCUUCAACAUCAAAGAGAUAAAGGAGCUGCUCCACGAGCUAGACACCGGUGGCGACCAGAGAGUUUCGCGUCCGGAGUUCAUGGCAUGGAUUCGGAAGGGAGGGGAGAGAGCCAUCUAUGUCAAGAAGGCCAUCCUGGCGAACACCGGCUUGAGGUGGGAGCAGCGAAUCAGGCAGACCUUCGACAAGUACGACACGGAUGGCGAGGGAUGUCUCGACAUGCAGGAGUUGGCGAAAGCACUCCAAAACUUGGGCUCCCUCACGAGCGAAGAGGUGCGGAACGUUUGUGUCAGCCUGGAUGCCUCCGGGGAUGGCAACGUGUCCUUCGAUGAGUUCGCCAGCUGGAUCAAGACCGGGGCUGGCAACCGAGAGAUUGAGAAGGCCAAGGCCAUACUGGCGCCCAGUGAUAGCGAUGGCCUGGAAGCCGCCUUCUACAACUUCUGUGGGGCUGGCCGUGCGGAGCUGGAUGGAACGAGCUUCCAGCGACUCUGUGAGGACUGUGAGCUGCUGGGCCCAACCCUGAACCCUGCAGCCGUCGACCUCAUCUUCUGUGACACCCGCGUCAGGCGCAAAGGCCAACGCACCAUUGAUGUGAUUGCCUUCGAAGUGGCCUUGGAGCUUCUGGCGGAGAAGAAGAACAUGAGCAAGCACGACGUGCGCAUGCAGGUUGUUCUCCAGGGCAAGCCGGUGAACAGGAGCCACCGGGCCAAGCGAUCACUCUCCCCUCCAACUUGCCGGCCACAAAGCAGCAGCUCCAAGACGUCGCUGGCGAGCGCCGGCAAGAAUUCCAGCCUUCGAGGCCCCGGAGGUGCCGCGAAGACCGAGCGCAUCGGCCUCUCCUCCCUCUGGAAGGUCUUUGGCCGACACACCAGUGCAGGCUUGGCCAUCUGGAAGCUGCAGCGGCCGUCGUCGCCGCGGAUUCGACCAUGGGCUGCUCGCGCGGGAACUCCCUCGCGCCUGAAAACUCCCAGGCCAAAGCGGAAGGCUCGGCAUGUGGUACCCGAGGAGGACUUCUCCGACAUAUGCGUGCAACUUGGCUGGCGCUGGCACAUGUUGACGUGGUAG
Symbiodinium natans is the source of this 1578-nucleotide messenger RNA. NCBI's taxonomy places the organism in Eukaryota, Dinophyceae, Suessiales, Symbiodiniaceae. The record is from the annotation of a GenBank genome assembly.